Oikopleura dioica is the source of this 999-nucleotide messenger RNA. NCBI's taxonomy places the organism in Eukaryota, Metazoa, Chordata, Appendicularia, Copelata, Oikopleuridae. The record is from the annotation of a GenBank genome assembly.
AUGAAGCUCAUCGCAACAAUCUUCACAUCAACCUUCGCCAGCACUGGUUUCGCCAAAAACUACAACGGAGCGAUCAAGCGUAAUCUAUCCGGAGCAUGGCUAGACGAAAAUUUCGGAAAGGGGCAGCGAUACUUUCCAGACACAAUCUCGUCAACGAAAUUUGAGCAGAUCGCGAAAAUGGUUGCAUUCUUGGAAGGAAAAGAGCCGACGGAGGAAUAUCUUCAACAAAUUGAGGAUGACCAAACGAGCUACGGAUGCUAUUGCUGGAACAAAGGCGUCGAAAAUGUUCAAGAGCUUGGUGGAGGCCAACAUAUGGAUAAAAUUGACUCUGUUUGCUCCAAAUUAUACAGAUGUUACAAAUGUAUCGACGUCGACUACAAUCUCGACUACAAAAACAACAAAGGCGCCCUUGCCGAACUUGGCUACACCGCUAUUUUCAUCGGCGAUCAAGUCAACGAAAGAUCCAUCAACUGUGAAUUCAACGGAAAAACAAGCUCCGAAAACCUCUGCCGCUGUGACGUUGAUUUUGCCGAGUCGAUCGCCCAACUUCGAUCUGAAUGCAACGCAGGAAAUCAAGAAAGCUGCCCUGACUUAAAAUACUACACUCCUUACUCCAAGUUCGAUGGAAAUUUCGACUACGAUGCCUCGUGCCGACUUAGAGCAAACCAGGGUCAGGAGAGAGACCAGUGCUGUGGAAUCUAUCCCAACAGGAGAUCUUACGAUAAAGAGGUCCAAGAAUGCUGCCAGACAGACCUCUUCGAAGUGUUCAAAUACAAAUUGGUCCCAAAAGACACCUGCCAAGGAAAAGUAGUCGUCAGCGUGCAAGGCAACCCUAACGAAUAUAUUCCAGCGCAAUCAGAAAAUGAAAUACUAGAAAUUCUCCGCGUCUUCACCUUGCGUCAACUUAUUCAAAUUAAGGCGAACGUAAUUGUUGUUGAGCUUGGAAAGCUCGCGAGAGCGCCCUCGACUCAAAAAGUAUAUAAACGCAUCGUAAAUUAG